Messenger RNA from Cuscuta campestris, 1582 nucleotides. Lineage: Eukaryota; Viridiplantae; Streptophyta; Magnoliopsida; Solanales; Convolvulaceae. The record is from the annotation of a GenBank genome assembly.
GUAUAAAUUACGUUUUCCUCGCCGGGCGCCACUUUCUGGAUCAUUAUAGCGUCCUUUGUUUCACAUAAUCGCAAGAGGAAGAAGGAAAAGAGUCACUCCAAGGAAGACGAUAAAGAUGUCGUACUCCAGACGAUCAAGGUACUCUCAUUCUCCUUCUUACAAGUAUAGCAGCAUAUCUGUCUCGCGGUCGAUAUCCAUGUCCCCAUCUUCUUCAAGGAGCCAAUCAAGUAGCCAUUACUUGAGGGAUGUUGAAAAUCCUGGAAAUAACUUGUAUGUAACUGGACUUUCAAGCCGAGUGAGAGAGCAGGAUCUUGAAGAUCACUUCUCAUCCGAGGGAAAGGUUCAAGAUAUUCAUCUUGUUGUCGAUCCAUGGACCAGAGAGUCACGAGGAUUUGCUUUUGUGACGAUGUCCACGUUGGAAGAUGCCGAGCGGUGCAUCAAGUAUUUGAACCGUUCCGUACUUGAAGGUCGGAUUAUUACUGUUGAAAGGUUUUUGUGACAGCAGAUGUAGCAGCUCUUCGCCAAUGUCAAAUUAACAAAUCAAAGCAAACAGAUCAUAUAUAGUCAUCAGGGCUAGGAGGAGAAGAGGCCGCACACCAACACCUGGGAGGUAUCUUGGCAUGAGAACAGUUCGUGAUCGACGACGCUCCCCAAGUUCUGAAAGAAGUCGCUCUCUCUCAUCUGAGCGAAGCAGGAGCAGGAGCAGGAGCAGAUCAUACUCUCCAUACUAUAGGCGUAGGCAUAUAUCAUAUUAUCAUAGACAUCCCUCUCCCUAUUCUCCCUACUCCCACCGCCGCCACCACUACCACUAUAGGAGGAGCAGAUAUCAGCCCCCUGAUGAUAGAGACUAUUACUAUUACCAAAGAAGCCCCUCCCCAAGGCCUCGAAGGUACACGAGACGCUACACGCCGAGUGUGUCUCCUCCUAGGUAUCGAAGAAGAAGCUACUCUACAAGUGUUUCUUCUCCAAUGCCAAGGAAGAGCCACAGAUGGCAUGGUUCUCAUUCUUAUAGGCGCGGUCGGCGUGUUUGGGACCGUUCCUCUUCCCCCUCCAUUUCCAAUUCCACUUGGUCUUCAGGAAGUGUUUCAUCUCCAAUGCCAAAGAAGAGCUACAGACGGAAUGGUCGGCGUGUUUGUGACAGUUCCACUUCUAGUUGGUCUUCAGGAAGUGCUUCUUCUCCAAUGCCGAGGAAGAGUUACAGACGGAGUGGUUAUCGUUCUCAUAGACAUGGUCGGCGUGAUUUGGACAGUGGCUCUUCAUCAACUUCCACACCUAGUUGGUCUUCAAGUGCAUAUUCAAGAAGCACAUCUUCUUCAACAUCUCAGUCCAGGAGUAGUGCUGCUACAUGUGCAUCUUCAAGGUCUCAUUCGCGAUCUGUUACGCCCGAGUCUGCAUCGCCUUCUCGUUGAAGGCUCCACGUAUGGUAUGGUUCGACCAUUGUCAGGCGUGUUUCUUGGUGUUUUAUCUAUAUUUAUUUGUUACUUAUAUAGUUUCUAUCUAUAGGGGUUUUGAUCUGAGAUGAGACCGUAUUUGAUCUUACUCUUGUUCUCUACCUGAAUGUCAAUAUAUAAGUUUUUCAUAU